UCUGGUAGCAUCUUCACUAUAGUGCACCAUUAAGAGUCUGAUAUUAAAUGUUACCAGACAAACCAUGGCAAGGGUCUGGCUCUUUUCUUGCCUUCUGUUCACCAUGGCUGUGUAUGCACUGACUUUUGAAUUCAAUCUCAUUAAAGUUUUCCCUGAGGUUGGCAGAAUCUCUGGAGUGUCCAUGGUGUCUUACGGGAAUCAAUAUGCCCUGAACGCCUCUCAGGCUAGAGCCAUGUGCCUCUUCCUUAACAUCACAAUAGCGACCAGGGAACAGGUCCAUACUGCUCAACAAAAUGGACUGGAGACAUGCGGAUAUGGCUGGAUAGAUGAACAGAUUGCAGUUAUCCCUCGCAUUGUGCAGAGCAUGAAAUGUGGCAGGAAUAACAUUGGGUUAAUAACAUGGAGAGCACCGAUAAACAAACCCUUUCAUGUGUUUUGUUUCAAUUUAACAGAUUUAGAGAAUCCUUUGGAUAUCACAACACCUAAAGUCCAGACCACAACAAAAACUAUGACCACUACAACAGUCUCAACAUCUGCACCAACUACCACCAAAACUGUGAAAAUCAGGGUCAAGACAACACCUAAAGUUCCAGCACCUAAAUCAACAACACAAGUCUCAAGAUUGGCCCCCACUACCACAACAACGACCACUUACCUGGUCCAGUCAACAACCAGCUUCAUCUCCACCUCUCCUCCUCCCUCCCCAUCCCCCUCGUCCCCCCCUUGUCCCACUUCCCUCUCUCACUUACUUCCCACAUCCUCUCGCUCUCUCCCCAGCUCUUUCUCUCCCUCAUCUCCACCUCUCAUCUCAUUUUUGUCUUUCACCUCUUCCUCCCUCGUUUCCUCUCCUUCUCAAAACACCUCCACAAACCACACCGAGAGCCCUGUCGGAGCAAUAUCUACGGUGCUCCUCAUCAUUCUACUCUCGCUGGCUGCGGCAGUAGCAGUGUGUUACUACAAAACGGGUGUUUUCCCAAUCCAAUUCUGGCGCAGAGGACAGCACAACUUGAAGGAUGACAUAGAGACUGAGAUGUGGAGACACACAGACAGUGAGAUGGAUCUGCAGGACCGACAACAGAGAGAAGGAGGAGAGGAGAAUGGAGACAGGAAGUCCACCAGUGACAUCAUCGUCAGUAAUCCAGAGACCACAAGAAAUGGCCCUUAGUAGCAAUAUACAGCCAUGUUGAGGGGGAUUUACAGUGCUGAAAAGACAUUAGCAAAAUAUAUUGUUGACUAACAGGAACAGCAGAAAUAAGUAUUAGGAACUGUACAAAUAAUAGAGCUCUGCAGAGGUUUUUUUCAGAUAAUGUUUCUGAUAAUUCAAUGUCUUUUUUGUUUUAUAAAUGAUUGUAAACAAUCAAACAAAAAUAUUUUCCUUUGCCUAGAUUCACUGUCAUCUAUUUAUUUCAGUUUCUUUAUUGAUUCAUUUGAUUUGUCUGUCCAACUUGUAUUUUUUUUACAGUUUUAAGUCACAUUUUGUUUUAUGAGUUGCAGCAAAAAAUGAAUGCUACUAAAAUGUUGAUUUAUUGGGUAGGGUCUAGUGCGGUGGUUUCCAACCAGGACUCCUCGGGGUACUUAGCCUAUCCCCAGUAGUUCCCAACCAAGGGUACUAGGACCCCUGGGGGUACUUGGCCUAUCCACAGUGUGUUCUUGAGAGGACUCAAGAGACCAUAGGCUUACUGGUACAAUGCACAUGAGGGGGUACUUCCGAGGAACUCAGGGCUGGUGGUACAGUCAAAAAAAAUGCAGCUGGUGGUACAGUCAGGGGCAUCAUGCACCCCAAAAAUCUGAGGGGGCACAAAGUACGUGAGGGUGGCUGGAGUUGGUUCGCAGAGGCCUAGUUAGAUAAAUGUAGAUUUUUCAAACACCUGAAACAACUUUUUCCUGCAAUCUACAGCCAUAAUCAUUAUGCUCAGUGCUUGACUUGGACUGAAAUAGGUUCUGGUACUCAUUAUUUAUGUACCUUUAUUUAACUAGGCAAGUCAGUUAAGAUAAAUUCCCAAUCUGGCCCUCAAACCAUCGUGGUCACCUAAUAAUCCCCAGUUUACAAUUGGCUCAUUCAUCCCCCUCCUCUCCCCUGUAACUAUUCCCCAGGUUGUUGCUGCAAAUGAGAACGUGUUCUCAGUCAACUUACCUGGUAAAAUAACGGUAAAAUAAAAUAAAUAAAAAGAACAAAUUCUUAUUUACAAUGACAUCCUAGGAACAGUGGGCCUUGUUCAGGGGCAGAAUGACAGAUUUUUACCUUGUAAACUCAGGGAUUUAAUCUAGCAACCUUUUGGUUACUGGCCCAACACUCUAACUACUAGGCUACCUGCCGCCCCAAUUUUCGUUGCAGGUACUUUUGAGCUAAUAUUCUAUAAGAGGAACAGGAGCUCAAGCAGUAGAACAUUUGAGGUGCCGGUGAGCUCCUGCGCUGAUUAUGCUUAAUUCUAUGUAAAAAAAUAUAUAUAUUUACAUUUUUCUGCAUAACUAAGCAUACAUCUUGAGCUUUCUGUAUCCUCCUGACUGGUGGUUCUUUUUUAAAAGAAACUACAUAUGGUUCUCUGCUAAAUUCUGGGUAACAGAAAGGAAUAUGAGUCUUAUUCAGUAUGUUUAGUUAUUGCAUGCUUUUCUAAAGUCUACCAACCUUGCCAUCAGGCAUGCCAGCAUGCCAGGCAUGCCAGCGAAGAUAGUUAGACAAGCUAGUGAAUCUAACUUAAUUGAUAGCUUGAAAUGGCUUCUUGGUAGCUAACAUUAGUUAUAAGGUUGGGAGAUUGGGAAGCUAAAUGGGCUUUCAUAAAAUUGCAAGGUGACUAGUAGUAUUACAGAGAAACAAAACCAAAAAAUUAUAAUUGUAAAUUAUUAUUGUUACAGGACAAAUCUAAGGGGGCAUGUCUCCCUGUGCCCCCUAUGGGCAUGAUGCCUCUGGGUACAGUAACCUAAAAAGGUUGGGAACCACUGGCCUAGAGAAUACGUUUUGGGUUGGUGGAGACUGUUCCCUUACAAAAAAAUAUUGCAGUCAGAGUGCAGUAUAACUACAGUUAGAGUGCAGUAUACUGUAACUGCAGUAUGCUGAAAAUACUGCAGUAAUUUUGCAAGUAAGUACACCGCAGUUAUUCUACAAUUACUGCGUCCAAAAUACCACAGUUGAAUGCAGAUUCUGAACUUUUACUGCAGUUUCAAAAGAGCAAUCGUUUUUUGUAAGGGUUGCGUUUCACUGCCAUCUACUGGCAGGAGAGGCUUCUUUAAUGAGUAAAGCCAGUGUGUCUAUGUAUGAGGAUGACUCAACACUAUACAUGUCAGCUACAACAGCGACUGAAAUGACUGCAACACUUAACUAAGAGCUGCAGUUAGUUUCAGAGUGCGUGGCAAGGAAUAAGUUAGGCCUAAAUAUUUCUAAAACUAAAAGCAUUGUAUUUGGGAAAAAUCAUUCACUAAACCAUAAACCUCAACUACAUAUUGUAAUAAAUCAUGUGGAAAUUGAGCAAGUUGAAGUGACCAAACUGCUUGGAGUAACCCUGGAUUGUAAACUGUCACGGUCAAAACAUAUUAAUACAACAAUAGCUAAGA
Molecule: messenger RNA, 3549 nt
Organism: Salvelinus fontinalis (brook trout)
Lineage: Eukaryota; Metazoa; Chordata; Actinopteri; Salmoniformes; Salmonidae
Product: lymphatic vessel endothelial hyaluronic acid receptor 1-like
Exons: 6
Coding region: 65-1165 (366 amino acids)
Biological process (GO): cell adhesion
Cellular component (GO): plasma membrane
Molecular function (GO): transmembrane signaling receptor activity; hyaluronic acid binding
Source: RefSeq, a predicted model, not a curated record